GGAACUCUGGGAGAGACAUUUCCCCCCGCCUCUCACUCUCUCUCUCUCUCUCUCUCACACACACACACACACACACGCGCUCUCUCUCUCUCUCUCUCUCUCUCUCGGGCAUUACUACAUUGGCCUUUAGCUUCUGUUUUGUUCCUUGGCAGUCGUUAAUCUCAACUGCUACUGCUUCUCAUUCAACUCCUAAUACCGAACUAAUCACAACUCCUUUUCUUCUUAUCUAAUCUCAAAACUUCUUACAAACUCAUAUUACAUAAAAUCAUAUUACUAUCUUGACUUUUCUGUAGAGCCCCUCUCUCCAUUCGUGCUUUAAAAGCACAAUUUUUAUACCUUUCUUCCCCACAGUUUAACCCCCUUUCCCUUUUUUCCCAAUACACAAUCUUGAAGCCAGUUACUGCUUCCUGCCCAUCUCCAUUUCCUCUUUUAGUGCUUUGUUGCAUUCAAAACAACCUCCCACAUUAAUCUGUUUUCUCUUUUGGCGGAAUUCAUGGAAAUCGAUCUCAACCUUGCAGUUUGUGAUGAGACUGCAUGUGGUAAUGACGGAGAAUGUGAUCGUUUUAGCUUGUCUAAAUGCACUUCAUCUGCUGCUGCCUCUUUCUUUUCUUGUUCAGCAUUUGCAUCAUCAUCACCAUCAUCCUCUCCAUCGCCGUCAAUCUACGUGGAGCUAUGGCAUGCCUGUGCAGGACCUGCUACUAUUCUGCACAAGAAAGGAGAUAUAGUUGUGUAUUUCCCUCAAGGCCACUUGGAACAGGCUAAUUCUUCGCCACCCUCGUUUGAUCUUCCUCCUCAGAUCCUCUGUAGAGUUGUGGACGUUCAGCUAAUUGCUAACAAUGAAAAUGAUGAAGUUUACAGUCAGCUAUCUUUGAAUCCCCUGCAGCAGCAGCAGAUGAUAGGUGUGGAAUUAGAAGGGAAAGAGAGAGAAAAUGUGGGAGUGGAGGAGGGUGGGAAGUCGAGUUCCCACAUGUUCUGCAAGACCCUCACAGCUUCUGAUACGAGCACCCAUGGUGGCUUCUCCGUUCCUCGUAGAGCUGCUGAAGACUGCUUCCCUCCCCUGAACUAUGAAGAACAAAGGCCCUCCCAGGAACUUGUGGCCACAGACCUGCACGGAGUGGAGUGGAAAUUCAGACACAUCUACAGAGGCCAGCCACGACGUCACCUGCUCACUACGGGAUGGAGUGCUUUUGUCAGUCGCAAGAAUCUUGUAUCCGGUGAUGCAGUUCUAUUCAUGAGGGGAGAAGCUGGUGAGGUGCGACUGGGAAUUAGAAGAGCUGCUCGCCCUAGAAACGGUCUACUUGAUACGGCCAUCAAAAAUCAGAAAUAUCAUCCCAAUGUCCUCUCUCAUGUAGCAAAUGCAUUGUCAAGCAAUGGCAUGUUUAACGUAGUCUAUAGCCCAAGGGCAAGUCACUCCACUUUUAUUGUUCCGUAUCGAAAAUACUUGGAAUGUACUGGCUCUCCGAUACCUGUGGGUAUGAGAUUCAAGAUGAAAAACGACUUGGAUGAUUCUCCAGAAAGAAGCUCUUGCAGGUUCAGUGGAGUGGUGACCGGAGUCAGUGAUGUCGAUCCCUACAGAUGGCCCAACUCAAAAUGGAGAAGUGUGAUGGUCCGUUGGGAUGAGGCGAGUGAUGAGCAGGAACGCAUUUGUCCAUGGGACGUGGAGUCCUCGUCUAGUUAUGCACCUCUGAGUUUAAAGAGACUCAGGUCGAGUCCAAGUGGCAGCCCAGUCUCCGGUGGAGAUUACGUGAGAUCCUAUUCCUGUGAGGUCUUGCAAGGUCAAGAAAAGAUGAGUAAAUUUCCAAAUUGGUUUGGAGAAAUUCAAAUGGCAACACCUAGCUGCUUCUACCCUGUAGCUUCGGAGGGAGGUAGAAGGUUGCCAUUUGCGCCGAUCUUCAAAGGAUUGAGGGUACCGGAAACUGCAACGCUGCAUCACCGACUUGGUAGGUAGGGCCGUUAAUCUUUCACAACUGCACGGCUGCGACUCCCUGCUCCUUCAACUUCAAAGGCUGUUUAGCAUGCAACGCGCCUGACUCGCUCUGCUCAACAAACUAAACUGUGCUACAAAUAAGAUUGUGCAAUGCUUUGCUCUCUCAAUUCAUAUGUAUCUAUUUUACUUAGGUUUGAUUCUCUCUCUCCAGUUGUAUGUAAGAUUUAUGAUGUCUACGAGUUGUGAUUUAGCUAAUUCCUAUCCCAUGUGAGAUUGUGUUUGUAGCGCUCAACGGUGUUUCUCGGUGUAUUCAUCAGAAAAUAAGAGAUCCAAACACUUCCAAUCUCGACAUCAAAUGCAUAAUAUGAUUCAGUU
Salvia miltiorrhiza (redroot sage) is the source of this 2302-nucleotide messenger RNA. Its product is annotated as auxin response factor 4-like. The transcript has 10 exons. Gene Ontology annotation, biological process: regulation of DNA-templated transcription; response to hormone. Gene Ontology annotation, molecular function: DNA binding. Lineage: Eukaryota; Viridiplantae; Streptophyta; Magnoliopsida; Lamiales; Lamiaceae. The record is from RefSeq and is a predicted model, not a curated record. The coding region runs from base 494 to 1948 and encodes 484 amino acids. Gene Ontology annotation, cellular component: nucleus.